AUGGUCGUGCGUGCGCACCCCCUGUGCUGGCGUCCAGCCAGCCUUUUCGACCGUACGGUCGAGUUCCUGCUGCUGUACUCCGGCGCGGCGGACAAGGCCGUUCGCUUCCGUUGCUGCCAGCUCCUGGGCGCUCUCACGACGGAAUACACGCAACGUCCCCAGGUGGACGAGGAGGACCUGGACUGCUUCGUGGACGUUCUGCUGCCCCGCCUUAGAGACAAGGUCGCAGCGGUGCGGGUGCAGGCGGUCGGCGCCCUGCGGCCGUUUCAGUUCGGGCUUGAGGCCGGCGACGACGAGGAUGCCCUGAAGGACGACAAGGUGCGGUCGGAGCUAAUGAGGGCCAUGGUGAGCGACAGCAGUCCGGAUGUGCGUCAGGCGGCGCUGGCUGCGGUGACCAAGACGGUCGGCAUGUUCGAUCAGGUGUCUUCCAAGCUCCUGAGCCCGCAGCAGAGGGUAACGCUCGUCAAGAGGGGUCUCUCGGACAGUUCGGAGGCGGUCGUGGAUGCUUGCCGUUUCAUGGUGUGCGUCCACUGGUUCCGCGACGCGGAGUACGACCCCAUGGAGCUGCUGCAGCGCUUGGACGUCGUGAAUGUGGAGAAAGUCCCCGAGCUGGUGGUGGCCGAAAUCGUCCGUCUGGGACUCAGGGCCGACCGUGAGCGGGGAGACCCCUCGCUCGGCAUGGGCCUCACCCUGCACGACGCCAAGGCUCUGAGGCAGGCGGCAGCGAGGCGGGUGAACCUCACCUCUUCUUCCUCUUCCACCAGUGGUCCCGGUGGCGGUGGCGGUGGCGGUGGCACCUCCGCGGAGGAGGCCCUCUACGCUCGCGUGCAGGCCGAGGUCGUGAAGGAUGACAAGGUGAUGUCCGCCGGAGAGAAGGAGACCCGUCUGGAGACCAUCCUGACGGAUACCAUGACCCUUUGCGGACAGAUCGAGGUCGUCGCGCAGGAGGUGAAGGAGCUGGUGUCGAAGGACGUGGGCGACAACGACGCCCGCGUGGAGUACCAAGUCUUCGUUCUCGAGCAGGACGUGGACAUGCUGCACCACACGGUGGAGUCGAGCAUGGUGGCUCUCGCCGCCGCACACACGUCGGAGGCGGACUUCGUCCGCAUCGUUGCCGAGCUCGUUAGCGACAUCUCGGACCUCAUCCACACCCGCCCGACCAACGACGUUUCUCCCCAAAACGUCUCCCUGAAUGCGUCGUUCGCGUCGAUCAUGGAGGGCCUUGGGGACGUCGGCGACGGUACCCCCAAUCGGUCGUUUGCGUCCAUGAGGUCGGCCGUCCGAGCCGCCAUCCCGAAAAACUUCGUCAAGGACAGGGCUCGCGCGAUCGAGGGCAUCGCGCCAAUGGCGUGCAUGAGCGAGGAGGGCGGGAAGGCCGUCGAGACCAGCGGCGGCGGCAGCAAGAGGGCUGAUCCCGCAUCGUCAGAGGACGAGUUUAUGGAUGCCCUGUCCCACCACAGUGGCGCCGAGGACGCAGGAGAGAGCAACGGAGACGCCCUCCGUCAGGUCACCGCCGGUUUGGAAGAGAAGGAAACAGUCCCUGUCGCUCUCGCCGGAGACAGUGAACAAGACAUGCGCCGCUUGUUCCGUAUCCUUGACAUCCUGUCGGUUCUUCUGUCCAAGACCAAGCGGACUUUAGCGAGGGAUGCGACCCUCACAGCCUUCGAGGAUGUCAUCAUGGACGUCUUCAAGUGGACCGCCGAGGUGCUUCCGACGUUGAUCCCGGACCUCCAAUACUUCGGCCCCACACUCCGAGAACAAGCGGUGCAGACCCUCGGCAAGUACUCCCUCCUUGGGGAGGCGGCGGCCGUGAGGCACAGCCCCAUGCUGCUCAAGAUCGCCCUGUGCGAGGAUGAGGCGACCGGCGUUCGCGCCUGCGCUAUGCAGGCCCUGAGCGACCUGUCCCUAAUCUUCAGGAGCGCUGUCCUCGGAUCGACCGGUGACGUAUUGAACAUGUUCGCGGACAUUCUUAAGGACAGAUCUGCGAAUCGGGGCAUGACAGCUGUGGCCGCCGAGGCCAUCUCCCGCCUCCUGUUCUUUGAGCUGUCGCACGACCCCGAGCUAUUGGCGAGGCUCAUCGUAUUGUAUUUCGAAAAGGGUUCCGCCGCCGAUCCCUCUGUGGGGCCCCGUGGGGACGAAGACGGGGAAGAGGAAGGUUUGGAGGAGGACGCCAAGGCCGUUGGGAGCAGCGUGCGGCUCAGCCAGAUUUUGGGUGUGUACUUCCGGUCUCUGCCCUCCGCUGGUCCGAGGGUGCGCGACAUGCUCUCCGAGUCCGUGCGGCACGUGAUGGGGGUCCUCAGGGGCAUUGCCGAGCUCAACGUUGCUGCCGAGAAAAACAACGAGAACGACGCGAACAAGACCGUGGCGAUGAUCGAAGUCCCUUCCCAGGACGUGGUGAAGUUUGUGAGGGAACUCCUAAUGGUGCAGCAGGAGGAGAGCGCCUUGCGCGAGGCAGAGGCGGCGGAGGCGGCUGAGGAAUCUUCGUCGAUGAAGAAAGAGGUCGAAGAAGAGGGCCAGGAAGAAAAAGAAGACGGCAAAGACACCCAGCAGAAGGCCAAGGCUGAGAAGAGCGGUAGCAGCAGCGGGGGCACGGCAGGCGUAGCUGGAGGAGUGGAUGCGACUGGGCACGUCGCGCUCUGCAUCACCGAAGAGCUCUGGACUCUGAGCGGCAUCGACGGCGUGUCCGAGCUCGCAGCGUCGUUGGCCAAAGUGCUCACGUCUCUGCCACUUCCGGAAGACGACCAGGUGACCCUGAAGCGCCUACGCAAGAACGUGGACAGGCUGGAGUCUCUAGGCGACAGCCGCCUGGGCGCCAAGGUUUCGAGGGUCAUUGCCAAGUAUGCCGAGGUCCUCUUGGCCGCCGACCCCACCCCCGACGAUAGCGACAGCGAUGGCAGCGACAGCGACGAGCACACACGCGCCGCGGACAAGUCCGGGGACGAAGCGGAGGAGGAACAGAAGGCCCCAGCGCGCAAGAAGCGGAGCAGCAACACGGCCUCUUCUUCUCCGUCUGCCAGCCUGCAGCAGCCGUCCCGCCGACCUUUCCGCCAGAGCAAGGUGGCCGCGCGCGAGCGCAUGGCGCACGCGGAAGCGGAGGCGGUGGCGGCCGCGGCUGCCGCUGCUGCUGAGGAGGAGGAUCGAGACACUUCGGAAGACGAGGACGAGGAGGAAAGCGACGGCGAAGAUGAUGGCACGGAGCAUGGGCAAGCGGAGGCCGGAGAUGGCCGUGGUGGAACCGUCGACGAUGACGACAACGCCGUCGAGUCGGAGGACGACGACGAAGAUGAUGGCUACGAGAGCGCCGUCACCAAGGUGUCAUCGCCCGCGAGGGAAAAGCGCAGCAGCACCCGACGCAAGUCGAGCAGGGCGAAGGCGAGCCCGCUGGCCGAGAUCAGCAACAGCCCGGGACGGGGCAGGAGGCUCCGUGCAUGAGUGAUGAUAUUCCCACCCUUCUGAGUGGUGAUACACCCAUCCAUCCAUCCAUCUUGCUCACCGAAGGGUGUGUGCAGCCGUAAAUGUCAUUCUGGUCGCAACGGCGAGUAGGAAUCGCGGUGAUACUGUUGUGGUGCAUGCGGUACCUCGACCUUCCUGAGUUUUUUCUUCGAUAUUUUUCUUGUCUUUUUUCGCGUCGUGAGUAGCAUGUAAGCUUCCGAGGUGAAUGAAGACUGCGCCGUUUGUUGGAGCUGGGUGCUGCCAUUCGAUAAGCGCGAAAUUGUGUAAGAAAUCGACAUUUGUGCAACGAUCAGUCGAACGUGCGCCAAUAGUCUCUUUGUUUUUCCUGUUCAUUUGGGGCUUUUAGACCGAAGAAUACACGCGGCGUGAUCGAUCCAUCCCGUUGGACGGGAGGGGGGGGCGGGCGCGUUCUUUUACUUUGUAUAUUUUGUUUGUCCGUCCCCAAAGAACGUGCUUGUGUUAAUGCCGUUUCGGGUUCCAUUGGCCACGUUCCCUCCAAGUUUGUCUGCAUGAAACGUGGAGUAUGUGUGUCUUUGCAAUUUUCGGUGGGGUUCUUGUCGGACCUAAGUUUUUUUCUGUGCUGCGGCAGUUCAGGCGUGUUUUGGUUUUGGCGCGAAAGGAGAUAGGUUGAUGUCGGGGUGUGCCUAUUUGCUGGAGUUACAUACGUGGCUCCUGUACGGUCAACCAGCCGGCAAACAGGAGUCAAACGUGUAUGCGCCUUGGUUGUCAUCAUCACCAAGGGUCCCGACACGCAGAUCGUUUGACAACGCGUUGUGCAUGAGGCAGGUGGCGGGAUCCGAAGACACCCCCCCUCUUGAGGCGAAGGACAAUCCCGCCCCGUCGGCACCAGGCUUCAAGGUCGCGCACUUUUUUCUGUGGUGCGAGCAUUCUUUUUUAUUACUGCAGCACCUAUCUUCGUCUAUUCUGCACGUCGAUUUUUUCUUCUCACUCGAUUAGUAUCCGUUAUUAUUUCUACUUCAAAACACACACGAGGCAUGUAGUCCACAAAGAGGAAAACCGCAUCCAGAUCCUCCGAAUCAAGGGUUGGCCGGGGUCUUAUGGAAGCUAGCAAUCAUUGAGUGUUCGCAUCUAUGCAUACAACAUACAGAAGGCUUUGCUAGUGCGGUUCCUCCUCCUGGGGUAGCGUGGUGUAGCCCGCAGCAACCCGGCUUCGCUUGGGCGAGACAGCCCUCACGAACCGGUGCAACGGGGACGUGCUGCGCCCCCCGCCGCCGCUCCCGUCCUCUCGCCCUGGCGGCCUCUUGGUCACCCGGUUCUUGGGGGAACGUCGGGUGGGCG
Ectocarpus sp. CCAP 1310/34 is the source of this 4752-nucleotide messenger RNA. Lineage: Eukaryota; Phaeophyceae; Ectocarpales; Ectocarpaceae. The record is from the annotation of a GenBank genome assembly.